UGACCGCUGGUCCAUCUCCGUCUGCUUGAUGAUUUACAAUAAUGGCGACGCUUUUAUUCUGAGUGUACUUCUGCAAGCCAUUUGACAAAAUAAAUACAUUUGAGGAGAACAAUCAAAUACAUAUGAUAAUAAACGUAGCAGGAAACAAUUAUUCCAACAAAAAAAGGACUAAGCUACACUACCUGGCUAAUGUGUUAAUUAAGUUGUGGAGGUGGCAUUCUUGCGGAGGCACAAGCGCUAACGUUAGCUAGCAGCUAACAAAGGUCUACAAUUUCGUGACGAUGUGGCUACUUUACAAGCUCUUGGGGUGACACUUUCUUGUGGUCUUGGGACGAAAAACAACUGAAAGGGAAUACUGAGACGUAUCAGUUAUUUCAACAGCUUGUGGAGUGAAAAGUGCGUGCCAUUCAACAGCUUACUUUGUCAGUUAACGUUAGCCUAAAUGCUAGCUAGCGAGUUAUCUUGGCUUUGCUUCCCAGUUCACUGCGUUGUUGUUGUUUUUAGUUUGGAAACUUAACGUAUAACAUUCACAUUACGAUACAUUUGACUAACACAUUUGUCGCUAGGGUGUUUCUGCUAUCUUGUUUUUGAACGUUACAGUAAGCAGGCUAGCCACACAGUUCGGCGUGCUACUUGCAAACUAACAAGAUAUUGCUGAAUUGUGUUCUUCUGGACAACAGACCGAUUUUGCAUCGCAAAAUUAUCCUGCCGAACAUAGUUAACGUUAGUUAGCAAUCUAGCAUAUUCUGCUAGCUGGCAAUUUGCGAGACCUUUUCAUAAAUGACUACCGGCAGGAAUAACCGUGUGAUGAUGGAAGGAGUUGGUGCAAGAGUGAUCCGCGGACCCGAUUGGAAAUGGGGAAAACAGGAUGGUGGAGAGGGACAUGUAGGCACCGUCAGGAGUUUUGAAAGUCCGGAAGAAGUGGUUGUUGUCUGGGAUAACGGGACUGCAGCCAACUACCGGUGCUCUGGUGCAUACGACGUGAGGAUAUUUGAUAGUGCUCCCACAGGUAUCAAGCAUGACGGCACCAUGUGCGACACCUGUCGUCAGCAGCCUAUCAUCGGGAUCCGCUGGAAGUGUGCUGAAUGCAACAACUAUGACCUCUGCACCACCUGUUACCAUGGAGACAAGCACCACCUGCGACAUCGCUUCUACAGGAUCACUACUCCUGGUAGCGAGAGAGUCCUGUUGGAGUCUCGCCGUAAGUCGAAGAAGAUCACAGCCCGAGGCAUCUUCACCGGUGGCCGGGUGGUGAGAGGAGUGGACUGGCAGUGGGAGGAUCAGGAUGGAGGCAACGGAAGGAGAGGAAAGGUGACAGAGAUCCAGGACUGGAGUGCAGCCAGCCCCCACAGUGCAGCCUACGUCCUCUGGGACAAUGGGGCCAAGAACCUCUACAGAGUGGGCUUCGAGGGGAUGUCGGAUUUGAAAUGUGUCCAGGAUGCCAAAGGAGGCUCUUUCUACAGAGACCACUGCCCUGUUCUCGGUGAGCAGAAUGGCAACAGAAACCCAGGCGGUUUGCAAAUUGGAGACCUGGUCAACAUCGACUUGGACCUGGAAAUAGUCCAGUCCCUGCAGCACGGCCACGGAGGCUGGACAGACGGAAUGUUCGAGACUCUCACCACCACCGGUACCGUGUGUGGCAUCGACGAGGACCAUGACAUUGUGGUGCAGUACCCCAGUGGGAACAGGUGGACAUUCAACCCUGCGGUGCUGACCAAGGCCAACGUGGUGCGUAGUGGGGAAGGUGUUGCGGCGGGGGCAGAGGGAGGCAGCUCCCAGUUCCUGGUGGGAGACCUGGUCCAGAUCUGCUACGACAUCGACCGCAUCAAGCUGCUGCAGAGAGGCCAUGGGGAGUGGGCUGAGGCCAUGCUGCCUACCCUGGGCAAGGUGGGCCGCGUGCAGCAGAUCUACUCUGACAGCGACCUGAAGGUGGAGGUGUGUGGAACGUCAUGGACCUAUAACCCUGCUGCCGUCACCAAGGUGGCCCCCACUGGCUCUGCUGUCACCAACGCAUCCGGAGAGCGUCUGUCUCAGCUGCUGAAGAAGCUGUUUGAGACCCAGGAGUCGGGUGAUGUCAAUGAGGAACUGGUCAAAGCAGCAGCCAAUGGAGACCUGGCUAAGGUGGAGGACAUCCUCAAGAGACCUGACGUGGACGUGAACGGGCAGUGUGCUGGACACACAGCCAUGCAGGCGGCCAGUCAGAACGGACACGUGGACGUCCUCAAGCUGCUGUUGAAACACAACGUGGACCUGGAGGCUGAGGACAAGGAUGGAGACCGGGCGGUGCACCACGCGUCCUUCGGAGACGAGGGCUCUGUGAUCGAGGUGCUGCAGAGGGGCGGUGCCGACCUGAACGCCAGGAACAAGCGCAGACAGACCCCACUGCACAUUGCUGUCAACAAAGGCCAUCUGCAGGUGGUCAAGACCCUGCUGGACUUUGGCUGCCACCCCAGCCUCCAGGACUCCGAGGGAGACACGCCCCUGCAUGACGCCAUUAGUAAGAAGAGGGACGACAUGCUCUCUGUGCUGCUGGAGGCGGGAGCUGACGUCACCAUCACCAACAACAACGGAUUCAACGCCCUGCACCACGCCGCCUUGCGAGGGAACCCCAGUGCCAUGCGUGUGCUGCUGGCCAAGCUGCCGCGGCCCUGGAUCGUAGAUGAGAAGAAAGAUGACGGUUACACCGCCCUGCACCUGGCGGCACUCAACAACCACGUAGAGGUGGCCGAGCUGCUGGUUCACCAGGGCAGUGCCAGCCUGGACAUCCAGAACGUAAACCAGCAGACAGCCCUGCACCUGGCUGUGGAGAGACAGCACACACAGAUAGUCAGGCUGCUGGUGCGAGCAGAGGCAAAGCUGGACGUGCAGGACAAGGAUGGGGACACUCCUCUCCACGAGGCGCUGCGUCACCACACGCUGUCCCAGCUCCGCCAGCUGCAGGACAUGCAAGACGUCAGCAAGGUGGAGCCCUGGGAACCCUCAAAAAAUACGCUGAUCAUGGGCCUGGGCACCCAGGGAGCAGAGAAGAAGAGUGCAGCGUCCAUCGCCUGCUUCCUGGCAGCUAACGGAGCAGACCUGACCAUGCGCAACAAGAAGGGCCAGUCCCCUCUGGACCUCUGCCCCGACCCCAGCCUCUGUAAGGCCCUGGCCAAGUGCCACAAGGAGAAGAUCAGUGGCCAGGUGGGCUCUCGCAGCCCGUCUCUGAACAGUACCGGUGAGACCCUGGAGGAGUGUAUGGUGUGUUCUGACAUGAAGAGAGACACCCUGUUCGGACCGUGCGGACACAUCGCCACCUGCUCUCUCUGCUCCCCCCGCGUCAAGAAGUGUCUCAUCUGCAAGGACCAGGUCCAGUCCAGAACCAAGAUCGAGGAGUGUGUCGUAUGUUCUGACAAGAAGGCUGCCGUGCUUUUCGAGCCCUGCGGUCACAUGUGCGCUUGUGAAAACUGUGCCGGCCUCAUGAAGAAGUGCGUACAGUGCCGGGCUGUUGUGGAACGCCGCACGCCCUUUGUCCUUUGUUGUGGAGGGAAAGGUAUGGAGGGUGAUGCCGCUGAUGAUGAUGAUGAUGAUGAUGAUGAUGAUGAGGACCUUACAGGUAACUCUAACUCAGCUCUAAUGGCAGGGGGCUCGCUGGAUCUGCUCCAGCCCAACAAUCUGGCACUAAGUUGGUCCAGCGGUAACAUCCCGGCCAUGCAGAGAGACAAAGACAACACCAAUGUCAACGCUGACGUUCAGAAACUGCAGCAGCAACUGCAGGACAUCAAGGAGCAGACCAUGUGUCCGGUGUGCCUGGACCGGCUGAAGAACAUGAUCUUCAUAUGUGGCCACGGCACCUGCCAGCUGUGUGGCGACCGCAUGAGCGAGUGCCCCAUCUGCCGCAAGGCCAUCGAGAGGCGCAUCCUCCUGUACUAGAGUCCCAGGCGUCGGUCUGAGCCUUCUACACCCCCACCACCCCCAAUGUCAAGGCCUUCGAGAGGUGCAUCCUCCUGUACUAGAGUCCCAGGCUUCAGUCUGAGCCUUCUACACCCCCACCACCCCCCAUGUCGAGGCCUCCGAGAGGUGCA
Molecule: messenger RNA, 4061 nt
Organism: Oncorhynchus masou masou (cherry salmon)
Lineage: Eukaryota; Metazoa; Chordata; Actinopteri; Salmoniformes; Salmonidae
Product: E3 ubiquitin-protein ligase mib1-like
Exons: 22
Coding region: 781-3909 (1042 amino acids)
Biological process (GO): Notch signaling pathway; endocytosis; protein ubiquitination
Cellular component (GO): cytoplasm
Molecular function (GO): ubiquitin-protein transferase activity; zinc ion binding; protein binding
Source: RefSeq, a predicted model, not a curated record